Molecule: messenger RNA, 1026 nt
Organism: Candoia aspera
Lineage: Eukaryota; Metazoa; Chordata; Lepidosauria; Squamata; Candoiidae
Product: transmembrane protease serine 12-like
Exons: 5
Coding region: 1-948 (315 amino acids)
Biological process (GO): proteolysis
Molecular function (GO): serine-type endopeptidase activity
Source: RefSeq, a predicted model, not a curated record
AUGCUGAGGCGGUUUUGCGCGCCGCUCUUUCCGCUGCUUUUUCUGUUGAGUGAAGCCCCGUCCAAAGCCGCCGCCUCGGUGAUUCCUACAACCGACUGUGGAACGAGGCCAGUUGUGGAUGACAUAGCAACAGGGACACGAAUUAUUGGUGGACAUGAUGCUCAGCUUGGCGGGUGGCCAUGGCAAGUUAGUCUUCAGCUUUAUCGUUUUGGUCAAGGAUAUGUCCAUGUAUGUGGUGGAUCAUUAAUUAAUCACAACUCUGUGUUGACAGCAGCACACUGCAUGAAGGAAUGGACGGUUGCUUCAUUUUGGAGAGCUCUGGUUGGAAUGCACCAUGUUUCCAGACACCACAUCCAUACCAGAAAGAGCCGGAUCAGGGCUAUUAUUAUGCAUUCCAAAUUUAACAAGGCCACCUUUGAGAACGACAUUGCCUUGUUCAAACUGAUGGAGUCUAUCAGGUUCAAUGAGUAUAUCCAGCCCAUCUGUUUACCUGAUGCCCCUGUUGCUCUAAGUGAUGAGACACCGUGUUUUAUAACUGGAUGGGGAUACACAACAGAAAAAGGUAGAGAGAGAGAUGUAUUACAAGAAGUACAAGUAGAUGUUAUUCCAGUAUCAAUCUGUAACAAACAUGACUGGUAUGCGGGGAUGGUGAAAAAAUAUAUGCUUUGUGCUGGCUCUGAAAAUGGAGGCGUUGAUGCUUGUCAGGGAGACAGCGGUGGCCCUCUUGCAUGCUAUUCACCAGAUGCCACCAGGUACUAUCUGAUAGGGAUUGGCAGCUUUGGCUUGGGUUGUGGCCGGCCAAGGUUGCCAGGAGUCUAUGUACAAACAGCUGCUUAUAGAAAGUGGAUAAAGUCUCAAGCUAUUUUAUUUGACAAAGCCACAACUAUGAAGACUCCUUAUGUACUCUUUGUGACUGCAGGGUGGAUACUUUUCUGUAAUUUUUUAUGAAAAAAGUCUCCUAUUGGAUCGGCAUAUCUCAGGUUUUUCAACUUUUGUUUCCAUGUUUAGCAAUAUUUAUUACUUUUA